AUGUCCGGCCCUUGGUUUCUGCUUGCCGUGGUUUUGACCCUGACCCUGACCGGUGUCCCCGGCGGCCGCUCACAGCCGGAGGUGGCCCAGCAGGAGGCGGCUAUGGCGGCCGAGCAACUGGGCCUGGACGACCUCCUGCGGCAGGCGGAGCCCCUCCUCCUCCUCCGGGAAGACCUCCAGCGACUCCGAGAGGACCAGGAAGAUAGCGAAUCAGAGUCCCAGAUCUUUCAACCGCAUUGGCUCUCCAAGCGUCAGCAUCCAGGCAAAAGGGGGGAGGAGUCAGAAGAGGGAGUUGAAGAGGAAGAGGAAGAAGGAGGGGCCGUGGGACCCCACAAACGGCAGCACACUGGCCGGCAGGACGGUGUGGCUGCAUGGCCAGAGGAUAUAAGCCAGCAGAAGCGGCAGCACCCUGGCCGGCGCUCCUCCUGGCUUGGGUCCACUUUCACCAAGAGGCAGCACCCAGGCAGACGGCUGGUGGACCCCCAGGCCCAAAGCAGCUGGGAAGAGGAGGAGGAGGAGGGAGAGCUGAUGCCUGAGAAACGCCAACAUCCAGGAAAGAGGACCCCAGGAAGCCCAUGCGGGCCCCAGGGAUCCUGUGGUCAAGCCAGCCUUCUGCUGGGCCUCCUGGAUGACCUGAGCAGGGGCCAGGGGGCUGAAGAGAAGCGGCAGCACCCUGGGCGGCGAGCGGCCUAG
Mesoplodon densirostris (Blainville's beaked whale) is the source of this 693-nucleotide messenger RNA. It is a transcript of the gene TRH, whose product is annotated as thyrotropin releasing hormone. NCBI's taxonomy places the organism in Eukaryota, Metazoa, Chordata, Mammalia, Artiodactyla, Ziphiidae. Gene Ontology annotation, biological process: hormone-mediated signaling pathway. The transcript is spliced from 2 exons. The coding region runs from base 1 to 693 and encodes 230 amino acids. The record is from RefSeq and is a predicted model, not a curated record. Gene Ontology annotation, molecular function: thyrotropin-releasing hormone activity. Gene Ontology annotation, cellular component: extracellular region.